Molecule: messenger RNA, 2139 nt
Organism: Priceomyces carsonii
Lineage: Eukaryota; Fungi; Ascomycota; Pichiomycetes; Serinales; Debaryomycetaceae
Gene: YKU80
Product: ATP-dependent DNA helicase
Exons: 1
Coding region: 1-2139 (712 amino acids)
Biological process (GO): telomere maintenance; double-strand break repair via nonhomologous end joining
Cellular component (GO): Ku70:Ku80 complex
Molecular function (GO): double-stranded DNA binding; telomeric repeat DNA binding
Source: RefSeq, a predicted model, not a curated record
AUGGCUAGCAAAGAAUUCAAUGUGUUUGUUGUUGACUUGUCACCUUCCAUGGGUGCUAUGAAGAAUGGACGAAGAAUAAAUGAUUUGGAAUACGGGUUAAAGUAUUAUAACGACUUUAUAGCGGAGACGCUCCUUAAGAAACGCAAACAGGAUCGUGUCGCUAUUGUGCUUUGUCACUCCAAGAGCACAAAAAAUCCCCAUGCAGAUGAGAGCUCACUUAGAAAGAUCGAAGUGCUCUAUGAGGAUGCCAUGUUAACCUAUGAAAAGUCUAAAGAAUAUUCACGAAAGCUUGCUGUUAAUACUGAUUCAGUAGAAAAAAACGAGGGUGACUGCUUGGAAGCGCUACUAGUGGGUAUUGGAAUAUUCAAGGAUUCAAUUAAAUAUAAAUUUAACAGAAGAAUCGUAAUAAUAACCAACUCUGAUACUGAAAUCGCAUCGUUCGGCUCAAAGAUUGCUGAGGCAAGUUCUGGUCCCAUUUCACAAAUGAACAUUGAAGUCCUCUUGAAUGGCAUAGACAUCGAUGGAGACUAUGUCAAUAAAUCCUCUACUAAGAUGGAAAAUGAGUCAAAAUGGAGGACUUUAAUAGCCAAUUACGGCGGCCGACUUGUGGACACCAAAAAUCUUAACAUGUCACUCAAUUACGCUCCACCUUUGAAAAAGGUACGUCCUGUUGUGUCAUUUAGUGGCCAUUUAAGAUAUGGGACCUCUUUGGAGAGUUUAACUUCUGACAGAGAUUCCAUAAAUAGCGACGAUAAAUCCCAACUCUGUAUCAAAAUUCAAGUAUUUCCAGCAGUUAAGCCGGAGAAACUACUACCUAGUCAUCAAUAUAUCAUCAAAGAAAAAUCGGUGCAUCAAUUGAAAUAUGAAACAUUUUAUCACAUCAAAAAAAAAAAGGAAAGGCCCAAAAAGACAGAAGAAACCCAAGAAGGUCAGAAUGAUGAGCAAGAGAAGAGUGUAGAGUCUGAUUCUGAUGAUUACGAAAAAGAGUACGUUAGUAAGGGAGACUGGGAACCAGGUUUCAAGUAUUCCAACAUGGAUUUGAUUGCCAUAGAUAAUGAACUUUCUGAUUCCGCAAAACUUCGUUGCAACAAAGGAAUGGACAUCCUUGGCUUUAUUAAAAAUACCAAGUUGCCAUACGUAUAUUUCAUGCAAGAAUCUUCUUAUGUUAUACCUGAAAGAGCAACCACGAAGAACAUUGUUGCUUUCAGGUCACUUUGUGUGGCUCUAGAGAAGUUCGAAGUUUCGGCGCUUGUAAGAUAUGUUCCAAAAAAUGACUCCGAUAUUCAGUUAUGCGCUCUUAUGUCAACAAAAGUCAUAAAUGCUGAUAUGGAGUUAAAUAAUCUUAUUUUGAUACGACUUGCCUUCAAAGAGGACGAAAAAAUUGGAAGAUUUCCCUCUUUGACUCAACUGCGUACGACAGCAGAUGGCAUGAAGCCCGCCAAAGAUGAAGAACAAGACGAAGACUACGAAAAUGAGGAAGAUGAUCUCAGUUUAAAAUCUGAUUUGAAAAAAUUCUAUCCAUCAAGUGGUGCAAAGGAGCUGAUGAAAGCUUUCAUUCUUUCUAAAGAUCUUGAUAAUACUCUGGAACCACUUGACGAUGGUCAUAAAAUAAGGAACCAAAAAGUGUCUCUCAUAGAGUCGGAUACUUUAAGAUUAAUACAAGAUAUCAAGGAAGAUAUUGACACAAAAUUACUUCCCUCGUCUCUUGCAAUCCAUAAAUUCAUAUUCAUUUUGAAAAAAAUAAUUAAGGAGUCUUUGAAACAAGAAGAUUUUGACAAGUUUUUAAAUGACAAAAACUUCAUAACUAAGUAUUUGCUUAAAGAUGAUGAUGACACUUAUGAGUUUCUCAACGGUGAAGAUGCCACCAAUUUCUUUAAUUUAAAAAACGUACUUUCAAUCAAUACAUCGGGUGCAUACAACUUUUUAAACGAUAUAAAUCUUAAAUCUUUAAAACCUGCCGGAGAGCUAUUGGAAAAGUUGGAUAUCAAAUAUAGAAAGGCCGCAAAUUUAACAGAUCCAAAAAAACGUAAAACUGAUUACCCCCACGGUGGUCUUUGGAAUCGCAAUAAGAAGCCAAAUUACGGCGAAUCAGAAGGUGAAUACGACGAGGCCCUUAAUCUAGAAAAAUUACUUGAAUGA